AUGGGCCUUUGGACGGACGAUGCCUCGGCUUUUCAAGGCGGCUCUUGUGAAUACGCCAGCGCAUCGCAAGGGGGUCUCCAGUCACCUUCGGCCACCAGCAAAUACCUGGAAUCUCGGGCUGUUUGCCUGGCCAACCCAGCGAUCUAUGGCAACGGAGUCGCCUGUGGCUCCUGCUGGAAGGCCCAGCGCGAGGGUCAGGGAAGCAUGGUCGUGCAGAUCAUCGGGUCUCAUGGAGGCUCCAACAACUUGGACUGCUUCUUCGACGCCUUCAACACCAUCGCCGGUGCGGAUGCUGGCACUUUCGAGGUAAGCCUUGAGCCCGUCGAGUGCGAGGUGACUGGCGCAGGGCCAGUGGCGACCGUUGUGGAUGGCGACAACGCCUGGUACACGAGAGCCAUCUUCUCCAACUUGCCUCACGCCGUCUUGGCUGCCUCGAUUUCCGUGGACGGGAAAGCGACAGAGAUGCGUCGCACAUCGGGAGCGACCUGGGAGGCCAACCUCGGAGGUGGUGGCUCUGUCGUUGGUUUCAAGGUGAGCCUGGAGGGCGGAAAGGAAAUGGCCUUCCGCGACUGCUUCAGCUCAUGGCCUGUGGCGAGAGGUAGUUCCUGCAGCACUUCCGGGACCUCUCCGGCCCCUUCACCGACUACCACGCCGACAACCCCUUCGACUACGCCAAAGUUGACCACGACGACCACGACGAUGGAAACCACGACUCCAGCUCCAACUCCGUCGCCGACGGAAUGUGCUGCUCCCGAAGACGACUGCCGCGAUGCCGGCUGCUGUCAGCAAGCCGGGCAGACCUGCUAUGAGAAGGAUGACUUCUUUGCAGGGUGCCGCAGCAGUUGCGAGCCCGGCAAAGUGAACCCCGCAGACCCGGAGGAGUAUCGAACUCCUUGGUCAUGCGACAUCGUCGGCAGCAGCCCGGCUCCAGCACCAAUUCCGUCGCCAUCCCCCGUGCGGCCCGUGCCGUCUCCGGGCCCAGGACCCUCGGGUGCCUUCCGCACGUCAGAAGUCGGCUCCAGCAAGGACCGUUUGUUCGAGUUUGUCGAGGUGCUGACCAACCAGCCCGUUUCAGGCUCCAAGGCUCGUGCAGUGCAAUCUUCUGGCGGAGCAGCUGGGGGCAUCGUUUCCGAGAGCCAGGGCUAUGGCCUCCUCCUUGCAGGGACGCUGCUGGCGGCCAUGGGUUCUGAUUCGGACUUUGGCCGCGUCUCGGAGCUUACCUACGAGCUUUUCCUCGGAUGGCGCCGCAUGUGCGAGCUGAGCGCAGCAGGCGGCAGCUGUCAGGACGAUGAGGGUUUCCAGUGCGGCGGUGGCCAAUACCCGUGCCUGCCGCAUUGGAAGUUCGGCGAGGAUUUGACCCAGGUGGUUGGCAAGGGCGCUGCGCCAGAUGGGGAUGUCGACGCCUUGAUGGGCAUGUUGUUGGCUGUGUUGGCUUUGGAAGGCACAAGCCGCGAGCCG
Symbiodinium necroappetens is the source of this 1458-nucleotide messenger RNA. NCBI's taxonomy places the organism in Eukaryota, Dinophyceae, Suessiales, Symbiodiniaceae. The record is from the annotation of a GenBank genome assembly.